GCCACCUUUCGUCAAAUGUAGGAAACUGGGUUUUUAAAACACGGGACGGAAUUGCGAAAUAAGUCUUUUCAACGGAAAAGUUGUGCAAGAUUCUGCAACCAACUCUGAAUAAUGCCAAACUACAGGACGAUAGACCCUGAGGAUGAGGUUGAAUGCCCUUAUGACAAGUCGCACAUGAUACGAGCCAAACGGUUCCCAUACCAUCUUAUGAAAUGUCGAAAGAAUUAUGUUGGCAUCGACUUCGCAGUUUGUCCUUUCAAUGCACGCCAUGAGAUGCCGCGGCCAGAAUUGCCGUACCACACUGCAAACUGCCCAGAUAAACAUUUGAUAGAACAGGACAUUAUGUUCGAGGCAAGAAAGAAUCGUUCUGACUCAGGUGUAUAUUUUAAAGGCAACACUAAUGUACCUUCUUACGAUCUUGAGUGGAACAGGCCUGAACCGACCGAAGACUGGGAUGCAGAGGUACCGGCAGUCGUGCGUGUGGGCGUUGAUCCGAAGAUCCUGAACGCCCCUGGUACAUACCGCAGUCUCACCGGGAUGCGCCCCGCCGAGAAAAAAGAAUACAAAAAGCGUCUCGUGCAAAUUGAGGAGCGAAAGAAACAGGGUUUGUCGUACGAUGAUCUUUUGGAGGAUAUGACUGGUACUAAGGCGGCGAAGGCUAAGCGGGAUGAAGAGGAGAGAUUGGCACGAGAGGCAGCGCCACAAGGUCAGCUUCGAGUGCCGAAGGAGAAACCGCGUGUCGUGCAGCAACAGGAGGUGUUACAGAAUAAACUGCUGAUGUCAGCAGGAAUUGGCAGAGGACGCCCCCCACAGUUUCAACCACCAUCAGCUCCCGUCACCAAUAGUGGCUAUCCCAACACCGACGUUGCAGGGACACACCUGAUCAAUCAGAACACAAUGCUACUCGCCCAGCUUGCCCGAGGCCGUGGUAUGGCCCUCGGGCGUGGGCAGCCUGUCCCAACGGUUGGCCUAGGACGCGGGGCGAUGCUGUCAAAACAGAGACUGGAUUUCCCGCCAGUUGGCGCAAACCAGGUAUCGAGUUUAGAACAGCAAGCUGCGCCCGGCACUAAUCCGCCAAGGGGAGUAGGGAGUAUCAACUCCGAAUCCAGCUCAAAUAGUAAUGAUGAAGAAGCGCCUACAAAAAAUCGGGGCCGGAAACUGCAGAAAAAACUCCGUGAAAUAGACGUUUUGUUACGACGGCAAAAAUUAGGAGCAACUUUGGACGCUGAUCAGUUGGAAAAGAUUUCGCAAUAUGACGAUAUUUUAACUAAAUUGGAACAGUUAGAACUUGAAUGAUACCGGUGAAAUAUGCUGGAGCAAUUCAAGGCUUUCUCGAGAUAAUGCUGGGCUUGCCCACUGACGGGUGUUCCCGGAGCUCCUGAGCAGAGGGCGUUUCAGUUUCAGUAUAUUGAUUUUAACAAAUAUUUUUCUUUUAUGGGGAGACUGGGCAAAUGCAGCUGAGGGUAUUUUCAAACCAAUGUGUUUGCUUUUCUGCACGAUUUCCAAUGGUUGGGUUGUUGGGUAUCAUAUGUAAAGAGUGGUUUCACGUGACGUCAUCCCCUGCUAUGCUGGAGGGACCCACAAAAGAAAGCAAGUCCAAAUGACGAUGAAGGCAUUUGAUUCAUUUAAGUCAGGCACGACGAAUCGUUGUUCUGCCCUCAAACAUGGCUGACCGUGAAAACACUAUGUACUUAUACCUGCAACACAAUAAGCUUUAGCCAAUGAACUUUGUGUAAGAAUGCAAAUUUUGCAGUGUAAACAAACCUCGUGGACAAAAGAGGGCUGGACUUUUUUGGUUUUGAUUAAUUUUUAGGAAGAUCGAGAUUUCAUUGAGCACAUAUAACGUGCUGAAAUUUUUUUGGAGGAGAGGUGUCUUUGGGUCAAUUCACAGAACUUCAUAUUAAUUUGUGGAGAUUUUAGAACUAUUGUCCAUUACGAGGCUAGAAUUUAGCCUUGGGGCGAAUACUUUAAAUACAUAUGCAUAUACUUCUGAUUUUGUGGGCCCCAUAUGGUAAAAAUUGGAAAGGAAAAUGUACUGUGUACGCAAGUGACCGCUUAAGAUUUGACUUCCCCUAAGAUGCGUAUGUACUUACAGAAUGGCCCCUUGUUAAUAUCACAGAA
Molecule: messenger RNA, 2121 nt
Organism: Lineus longissimus
Lineage: Eukaryota; Metazoa; Nemertea; Pilidiophora; Heteronemertea; Lineidae
Exons: 9
Coding region: 112-1296 (394 amino acids)
Source: RefSeq, a predicted model, not a curated record